Ctenocephalides felis (cat flea) is the source of this 592-nucleotide messenger RNA. RefSeq names its product peroxiredoxin-6-like. Lineage: Eukaryota; Metazoa; Arthropoda; Insecta; Siphonaptera; Pulicidae. The transcript is spliced from 4 exons. Gene Ontology annotation, molecular function: peroxiredoxin activity. The coding region runs from base 62 to 577 and encodes 171 amino acids. The record is from RefSeq and is a predicted model, not a curated record. Gene Ontology annotation, cellular component: cytosol; mitochondrion. Gene Ontology annotation, biological process: cell redox homeostasis.
GGUCGUGAUUUUUUCCCAUCCAGCUGACUUCACACCCGUCUGCACAACGGAGUUAGGCCGCAUGGCCGUCCACCAGCCACACUUCGUCAAGCGCAACACCAAAUUGCUCGCCCUGAGCGUCGACGACUUGCAGAGCCACAAGGACUGGGUCAAUGACAUCAAGUCUUACUGCCAGGACAUCCCCGGAAAAUUCCCAUACCCAAUCAUUUCCGAUCCGAAACGCGAGUUGGCGGUUGCCUUGGACAUGAUCGACGAAGAGCACAAGGACGACCCCGCUCAUGCCAUGACCGUCAGGUCUUUGUACGUGAUCGAUCCGAACCACAAAUUGAGAUUGGCCAUGGUUUACCCAUUCAGCACAGGACGUAAUGUCGACGAAGUAUUACGUGUGAUCGACUCUAUGCAAUUGACUGAUCGUCUGAAAGUAGUCGCCACGCCUGCCAACUGGGUUCCCGGUGAAAAAGUAAUGAUCCUGCCAUCCGUUCAGAAUGAGGAAGCAGCCAAAUUGUUCCCCAAAGGUGUUGACACUGUUUCUAUGCCUUCAGGUAAGGUUUAUGUACGCACAACGACUGAUUAUUAAAAAAAAACUAUAUUG